AUGAAAAGUUCAAAGACUUCUUCGCCUGUCAAUAAAAACGUUCAAAUCGCUAAUACACCUAAAACAUCAUCACCGUUGGUCAAUGGUGUUAGUGGUAGUACUCCACUUGUUUCAAAAUCCAUAUCUCCAUCCCCCUUUCCAUAUUUAUUAUACUCUUCUUCAUAUCAACUUACAAGUUUAGAUGAAGACUUGUCUAAUCUUCCACCGCUUAUUGACAAAGACCAUUUCUCGGAUGAUGAAGAGAAGGAAGGACAUGCUUCUUCAGGUAUUCUUGAUUCUUCAGGGAGUGAAUAA
This is a messenger RNA of Entrophospora sp. SA101, 294 nucleotides long. The record is from the annotation of a GenBank genome assembly. Lineage: Eukaryota; Fungi; Glomeromycota; Glomeromycetes; Entrophosporales; Entrophosporaceae.